Messenger RNA from Thermothielavioides terrestris NRRL 8126, 4138 nucleotides. RefSeq lists its product as uncharacterized. The record is from RefSeq and is a predicted model, not a curated record. Gene Ontology annotation, biological process: mitotic spindle assembly checkpoint signaling; mitotic sister chromatid biorientation; protein localization to kinetochore. The transcript has 3 exons. The coding region runs from base 141 to 3851 and encodes 1236 amino acids. Lineage: Eukaryota; Fungi; Ascomycota; Sordariomycetes; Sordariales; Chaetomiaceae.
CAAUGAAGCGCGCAAACUAAACAAAACGACCUGCCGCAAGCUUGCGUGGUUCCCGUCGCGUCAAACCGCGCCAGCAUCAGCACCGUGAUUCCCGCCCCCCACCACCCUUUCAAACAGGGCACAAACUCAAUGCUGUGAAGAUGGCCACGCAAGCCGACACGACGCUCCCGGCGACGCGUCGGACGCGCAAAUCGGUUGGAGGCGGCUCCCCCUCACGGAAGUCAAGGGACAAGGAAAAUGCGACGCUCGACGUGGGCAGCGCCGCGGCAGGCGCUCGGAAGAAGUCGAGGAGCAAAAGCAUGGGGCCCGGCGGACUUGAUGUUCUUAAGACGGGCAGCGGCAACCGCCGAGCGUCCCUUGCUGUGCCGACUCCGCGCUCAAUUCUCAAACCCACAAUACCGCUCAUCUCCGAGAUUCCAUCCUACAAGGCGAAGCAAACAUCAGCAAGCAGUGGCAUUGGCGGCGAGGUCGUCGGGACUAAGGUUGCCCUUCGGACCGAGGAAGAACAGCAGGCUGCUGCGCGGGAAAGGGAAGAACGGGAGCGAGCUGAGUUGGAGAAAGAGAUUGCCGACAGACGGGAGGCGAGGCGGAAGUCGCUCGCCAACCGCCGCGUGUCCUUUGCGGCCGAGGCGACGCUGCACACUUUCCACGAGGUCGAGUACAUGCAGGACUCGACCACGUCGACCGAUUCGACUCGUCGAGCAUCGUCGAUCGCCGGGCAGUCGUCAUCUCCGCAGCAGCAACAACAACAAAACCACAGCUCGGAUCCACCCUCCACUCCUCCCGACCACGUCCAAGACCAUGUAGCCGAUUCCCCCGCGAAGCAGAGGAGCCUGCACCAGAGGAAGCGCCGGCGGAGCUCUGCCGCUUCGUCAAUGUAUGGUGGUGACGACACCGUCGCCUCCACCGUUUAUGAUUCCGAUUUUGAGCAUGCCGACAGCGUCGCUGAAAUUCAAACCGAGGAGAUGACGGGCUCCAGUGAUUCCGACGACGACGGGACCGUGAUGACGGUCGAUGCCGAAGAGAUGACAUCUGCGUCGACGGCGUCGGCCAAGUCUGCGUACAGCGCCGAUUCUACUGGAAGUCUGGACGAGAACCUCCGGUUAGCGGCCCGGCGGGCUGCCACGCAGAACCUGGACGAGGAUGAAGAGGUUAUUGCUGGCUUCGCUGGGUGGGGAAAGAAGAACAACUCGCAAGAGAACAUGUUGCAAGGCAUCGACGGCGAGAAGAGUGGCCCUGACGGAAAUGCGGAUUCCGGUGACCCAGGAUCAGAAAUGGACAUGGACAUGACCAACGCCGUCGGGGGGAUUCUGCACCGUCAAAACGCGUCGCCCGAUAAGGACGAAGAAGUGAACGAGGACAUGUCGAUGGACGUGACUACGGCACUUGGCGGAAUUCUCUCAAAAGCAAAGGCGUUGUUGCGCCGCAAGUCGGUGAAUCCCGGCUCACAAUUGGAGCCGGAUGAGCUUGGGGAGCAGAGCAUGGACCUCACGACCGUGGUCGGAGGGACUCAACAGCGCAGGCUCUCCAGCGGCAGUCAGGCUGACACGGAUGCUAACGAGGACAUGUCCAUGGAGUUCACUACGGCUGUGGGAGGUCUGUUAUCAGGGGGAUUCUCCCAGAGCGGUGCUCAGAAUGGCCGGCGGCGCACAACGGCCGUGGAGCGGGACGUCGACGACGAGAGCGUCAUGAUGGAUAUGACGACGGGAGUCGGCAGAAUUCUGCCUGCAGAAGCGGAGACGGAGGAAGACGGAGACCAAACGAUGGGCAUGGAUAUGACCGAGGCUGUGGGAGGUAUUCUCCAACCGGCGGCCACACCCGAGGCGCGCUCUGCGGCAAGAAAAGUCAUGGAAGAGGAAGCCGACCAGCCCGACUCCUCGACAACAGGCGAAGUCGCCGCAUCUCCAAAGCGGCCGGCUCCUGCCCUUUCGGAUCAGAAUCCUGACGCUAGGUUUUCACCAUUCCGAGGGAAGGGGCUCCGUCGCACCCCGUCUCGCACGAUUUCUCCUGUUGCGCGGCCAACAGCGCGAUCCAGUAGUUCUCCGAUGCGGCAGACUCCAUCUCCAAAGAGAAGUGGAGCGCUAACCGAGCGAAGCCCCUCGAGAACGCCGCCCUCGAUGAUUGGCAGCCGGUCCAGUUCGCCCAUGCGCAACCUCUCCUCCCCGGCCAAGGGGACGCCCCAGUCACCUCCUAAGUCUCGGCUCUUUCACCAGGAUCCCAGCACCGGGCUAAGCACUCCUCGGAUUAUCCUGACCCCACAGGGCCGACGGCUCUCCGGGGUUGGCGCCGACCGGCCUGGACUUGGCUCUCCACGAGUUGCGGAAAUCUUCGACCGCCGGGAAUCCAUCGGGGACGCAGCCACGAAUUUUGUGCCGAGCCAGUCCGCCGACGCCCGCCGGACUGUAGCUUUUGCUGACCCGCGGCUGCUGGAGGCCGAGAUCGACCGGGAGCGCCAGGAUGAACAAGAGAAGGAGAACGGCCUGCGGAUCCUGGAGCGAGAAGUGAACGGCGCUCAGGACGAUCGUGACGCGUCUCGCAAUCUGAGGGAGAUGAUUCAGGGUCUUAGCCCCAAGAAGAACCCGCUCCGCGGCAGGAAGAGCCUUCACGUUGGCAGCGCUGUGGGCCUUCUUGGGAAGAGGCCUGUCGAGCUGGACGAGGAGGAGGACUCAGAGGAAACGGACGGUGUGAAGAGACUUAAGGGGCAUCAAGGCAGUCCAGUCAAGAACAUCAGGCUCCAGUCGCCGCCAUCGAAAGCCGAGACGACGACUGGAAGGAAAACACGACCCAGUAUCAGACCGGCGGAGGCCUUGGAUGUGGAUACCAUCACGCCUACAGCUGUCAGCUCUCCCCAGCGAGCAACGACGCCCAGAAGUCAAGGGCGAUUCAGAGAUGUCGGUGAUGACCAGCCAACGGCGACGGUGGACUUCGAGCAUCCUACCCGCAUGGAUGAGGAGGCCGAACAGAUCGAUGACGACGGAGAGCGGAUCCAUCUGCAGGAUUUCCUGAACAUGACGAGCAUCCGCUUCAUGGAGUUGACCACGACGAAAAGGCGGCACACGGUGAUGCCGGGCGCGUCGAGGGACGGCACAGCUGCCGACGGCAAGGACGAUCUUUCACUUGAGAGAUGCGUCGUGGCCGGUGCGUGCACGGUGCCCAUGCUCGAGUUGUAUCAGCACUCUUGCCGCGAGCUGAAGAAGUACAUCUCGGAAGGCCGCCGCAUUGUCCGCGAAAUCGAGACGGAGACAUUCGAGGAGAACCCGCCGCUAUUCCGUGAAUACAUGACCGCCUCUCCCGAGUUCAAGGUUCUGAUGGACAAUCAAUUUAAGAACGUCAAGACCCAUGCCAGGCUGCUCAGCAAGGCCAUGUGGUACGAGUGGCGCAUGAAGCUGCAGGACGGGCUCAAGGAGGGCCUCCUCAAGACUGCAGAGGGCAUGGACGAUGAUGACAGAGUCCUAGCGAAGGAGCAGGAGCAUCUGUCAUCCGUGCUGCCCGACCUGGUCAAGCGCCUCGAGGCACUCGAGACAGAGCACGAGAAUCUCGAAGCGCUUGCACAGGAGCUUGCCGACUGCGACCCGCAGGAUCUCGAGGACGCCCGGGCGGAGCUGGCCGCAGUGGACAAGAGCAUCGCGGAGAAGACAAAGAAGCUUGAAGAACUCCGGCGAGAACUCGACGAGUCUGCGGAAAGCGUCGAGGCUCUCGCACAGCAGAAGCAGCAGUGCCUGGAAGACAUCCGACAGGCCGACAAGAUCCGCGAGGAGUGCCGGGGGUGGUCGGCGGAGGAGAUUAAAAAACUGAAAGGUAGAGCAGGUCUUCUGAAACGCACCGCAGAUGCACGGAAAGACAAGUGCUAACAUAGACUACCUCACCCACACAGCCCAAACCGAGGCCAUUGAGCGGCAACACGGCUGGGCCAUCUGCUCCAUUUCAGACACCACCAUCACGAUGCGCUACAAGCGCGAAAUCGAGCUCGUCUUUGACCUUGCAUCUCUCACGCAACCGCACCAACGACCACCAUCACAAAACCACCCCACCCCCGUCACGCUCCGCUACGUGGGCACCCCACCGGCACAAUGCCCUCCCGAGAAAGAGUUCUUCCUGCGCCACAUCCGCGAGCGCCUCCACGCCGCAGCGAGCGCCG